AUGGAUGAAAUUGAAUUUAUACCUAUAUUGGAAAAAGUUAGUCCAAUAGAAGCUAAAAUAUUUAUAAGUGAAACUAUGAGAUUUUUAUAUGAACAAGAACGCGAAUUUGGUGAAGUUAGCGAAGAAUUAAAG
Funneliformis mosseae is the source of this 132-nucleotide messenger RNA. The record is from the annotation of a GenBank genome assembly. Lineage: Eukaryota; Fungi; Glomeromycota; Glomeromycetes; Glomerales; Glomeraceae.